GACCUGCUGCAUCUGCGGGACUUACCGGGACUCACCCGGACUCACCCGGACUCACCGGGACACACCAGGACUUACCGGAACAUACCGGGACUUACCGGACCGGGACUUGGCAGGUGCCCUUUUUUUUCUGGGCAGCGGGUGCAGUAGCAGUUGUCUCUGGUGGAGUUACGCACGCGCACGUGUGUGUUGGUUUUCUUUCAGGAGCCAAUCAGAGCGCAACGUUCACCUGCUCUCACCUGACUCAGGUGAGAGCAGAGCUCCUGGCGCGUGCUCACACAGGAGUGGGUCUCAGGUCCGUGCAGACCGUGCAGACUGACUGAUCAAUGAAGCCGGAGAUCAUGGCGGAGGAACAUCAUUACAAGAGACGUAAACAGGCCAACCCACGCAGGAAGAAUGUGUUGAACUAUGAGAAGUUGAUCGAGACGAGUUCUGAGACGGAGGAGGACGAUGGGAUGUUUGUGCCGGAGGAGGUGGGCGUGGUCACUGUGGGGGCGUCAUCCUGCAAUAACAGCUGGACACUCAGAGACAAUGACAACACUGUGCGGCAAAUGGACGACGUCUCCAAACUAGACGAGUUUUUCUGCAAGCAUAAACCGGACCUUGGCGACAGUCGCCUGGAAACCGUGGCUGAAUACCUGCAGCGCAGCGGCACUGCCGUCAUUUACCCAGAAGCCCCGGAGGAAGUGACGAGACUGAGCGCGCCCGACGUCAUCAGUCAGGACGAGAGCGAACACGAUGAUUUCGCUCAGCUGCUCACAUGUCCGUACUGCGACCGCAGCUACAAGCGGCUGACUUCGCUACAGGAACACGUCAAAUAUCAUCACGACAAAAACCAGAUCAACUGUUCGCAACUGGAGCGUCACAUGACCCUGGAGAAACCUACCAGAGGGCAGGUACCAUCACACAGUGAAGACAAUGGAAACAGGAAGUUCAAAUGUUGUGAAUGUGGAAAAGCUUUUAAAUACAAACAUCACUUGAAGGAGCAUCUACGUAUUCACAGUGGUGAAAAACCAUACGAAUGCUCCAACUGUAAGAAGCGUUUUUCGCACUCGGGUUCAUACAGUUCACACAUCAGCAGUAAGAAAUGUAUCGGCCUUUUUGCCGUCAACAGGCGUAUGCACAAUGGAAACAACAGCAAACCUGGCUCCUCCCCCAGCUCCCCAACCUCAUCAUCAGGAAGACCCACCCUCACCCAGCUCCGCCACAAACUAAAGCACAAGCGAUUAUUUGGACCUCCAGAUCAGCAGGGUCAUCCUAGUGUCAAAUCCAAACAGAUGGACGUCAGCGAGUACCAGCUGCUCAUGGCCUCUCAGCACGGGUUUGGAGGACCUGCGGUCUACCUUAAUGGCUGCAGCAGGAGCAUCCACAUCUCCUCCCACAGACCCCUUCAAGACCUGAGCGGUAUAGGACUAGAGCUCCCUCUGCUGGGCUAUGCAGGAACUCUGGGGAAUAAUCUGAGUGAGGUUCAGAAGGUGCUUCAGAUUGUGGACAACACUGUGUGUCAGCAAAAGAUGGACUGGAAUUCAGAGGAGAUCUCCAGGCUGCGAGCGUACAUGAAGGAGCUAGGCACACAGAUAGAUGACCAGAAGGUGGCGCUGGGUGGUUUCCAUGGCAACACUCUGGAGAUGGACAGCAAGGUCAAGGGUCUGAUUGACGAUGCAAAGAAACCAGUGGAAGUCAAAAAGGAGAAACCAAAUCACUCAGCUAACCUGAGCAGGGAGGAGAACCACCGACUGCUUUUCUCCUGCCAGUACUGCAACCAGGCAUUUCCUGGACCCAUCCCACUGCACCAACACGAGCGCUACCUGUGCAACAUGAAUGAGGAGAUCAAAGCUGUCCUGCCACCAGGUGAUGGCAGCACCACGUCCUCUGAGCCUCCUGGCAAUGAGCAGGCACUCAGCCCCAUCAACUGCUUCAAAGACUACAUGUCCGUACCAAAGGCACAAUUCACUAUGAACGCUGAGCUGAACUCUGAGGAGCUGCUGAAAGUUUCCAGCACUGUCGGUCUUCCUCAGGAGUUUGUGAAGGAGUGGUUCUCCCAGUGGAACCACCAUGGUGGCAGGAAAACACUGCUGCUUCCUGACCUCAAGCAGAGCAUGAGCCAAUCACAUCUGUCACUUCCUGAUGUAGAUUCACACGGACGUUUUGCUGGCAUUGACACUUUGCACCGACUCAACAAUGGUCACCACUUUUCAGCCAACAGGCAGACGACAGACGAACAAGCACUCGACCCACAGGUGGACCAGCUGAGGAGAGACACGCCUUCACCUCUCAACCUUUCCUCCACAUCCUCCAAAACCUCUCAGAGCAGCUUUUACACCCCAAAUAUCCUCAUGUCUGAGGACGCUCACAGGGAAAUACCACUGGAUCUGUCACUGCCCAAAUCCACAGUGACUCAGAGGCUCAUGGUAGAGAAGCAACCCAGAGCCAACGGUUGUAUCUUUGAGUACAGCACUGAACAUGGGACUGCACCCAUAGACCUGAUUAGCAUCAAGACAGAAGUCCUGGGCUCUGAUGGCAGAGCAUCCUCUCUCCAACAGCUGGAGGAAAGCUCCAAUUCAAUCUUUGGGAUAAACCCCUUCGCUGGUGGUCCUAUCUACACCUCACGACAGCCACACAGUGCUUUUCCUCCACCCACCUUAAUGUCUCCAGCCCAGGCCACUGUCCCGGGCCUCAGACCCUUCCCCAGCCUGGAACCCAUGAGCUUCCUGCCCCAGAUGGCCUACACCUACUCCACAGGUGCCGCCACCUUCGCUGACCUGCAGCAGUGGAGGAAGUACCAAAAGAAACCAGGUUUCCAGAGUGAGCUGCUGGAUGGACAGUCCGGGGGGACGGAGGUGGACUUCCUGUCCAGCCUGGACGACCUGACAGACAGGAAGAAGAUGAAGAAGACUGAAAGUGGUAUGUACGCGUGUGACGUGUGCGACAAAACAUUCCAGAAGACCAGUUCCCUCCUCAGACACAAAUAUGAACACACAGGUAAACGUCCUCACCAAUGUCAGAUCUGUAAAAAGGCUUUUAAACACAAACAUCAUCUCAUCGAACACUCACGUCUUCACUCUGGAGAAAAACCGUAUCAGUGCGACAAGUGCGGCAAACGCUUCUCACACUCAGGCUCGUACUCGCAGCACAUGAACCAUCGCUACUCCUACUGCAAGAGGGAGGCAGAGGAGCGACAGGAGCAGGAGGAGCGUCAGAAGCGGGAGGAGCAUCAGGAGUGUCAGGAGCGGGAGGGGCACCAGGAGCGUCAGGAGCAACAGGAGCCGGAGGAGCCGGAGGAGCGACAGGAGUGUCAGGAGCGGGACAAAGGAGGAGGAGGAGAUGUGAUGGUAGAAGACAUGGAGACCACUGAGCUGCUGAUGAGGACUUCGUACCUGCAAGAACUGGUCACAUUCAGAUACUCUGACCCUGAUGCGACCCUGAGGGACAGCAGAGAGGGAGGAGGUGGACAGGAGGACACUGAAGGAGACAGUGAGAUGUUUGAGGAGGUGACAGAUAGAUCGGAGCCAAGUUUAAGGUAAGAGACGAGGAGGAGGAGGAGGACGAGGACGAAGGCAACAGUAGGGGCCAGAAGGACAUGAUGAAAGACAAAGACAGUGAAGACACGCUGCUGCUGAUGGACUGAAAAUAUCAAUCCAUAAGAGGCGAGGCCAGUGUGAUGGGGGCGGAGUUACAUUUGUAAUAAGUCAAACUAAUUUCAUCCACUAAAACAAAUAGUUAGGAUUUUAUUUGUAUUUUUUAAAGGUAAUCAUGGUUUGUGCUAAUGCUAGCUCAGAUUGAUGCUAGUUUGCGUCAUGCUGAACUCAUGCUAACAUUAGCAUGAGUUCAUGCUAAAUUCUGGGUUUUGAUCUAAUGGGAUGCUAACCGCUACCUGCUGCUAGCCUUAGUCAUGUGAUCAGGCCAUAGGAAUUAGAGUAAAAGAAAUGAUGCUAACAGUUAGCUCAGUGAUACAUGUAGGUGUUUGACGGUGAUGUUGUUGUUGUUUGGUGAAACCUGUUGACAAAAAACACAAAUAAACGGUCGCUAAACUGUUUUAGUUUCAAUGCAUUUAAGGUUAAGGUUAACCCCAACGAGCAACACGAGCAACGCGAGCAACAUGAGCAAAGCAAUAAACCCACAUUCAGGUUUUGAACCCUUCAAAGAGGACGAGCAGCGUGUCAGUGUGUAUUGUUACUGUGACAGUCACUGUAUGUUAUUGUAAUUAUAGAUCAUUCAGUGUUUGGACUGUUCCAUUGGGGCGGGGGGUUAAAGAUGUACAGGUGCUACUAAGUUCUUCGAAACACGACAGAAAAGAAACUUCCUGUUAUUGUGUUUACUGUGUUUGUUUGUUUUGAUCUUGAGCUUCCUGCUGUUUUCUACGGAGCCCAUCGAAAAAAAAAAAACUAAACCUAUCUGGUGCGCACAAGAUACUUUCUGGUUCCGCUAGUUUUUAGUUUUAGAUUAUCUGCUUGCCAGGCAACGAAAUUUCGUUGCCAGUUUUCGCUGCUGUGUUUUCUGUGCAAUGACAAA
Molecule: messenger RNA, 4509 nt
Organism: Solea senegalensis (Senegalese sole)
Lineage: Eukaryota; Metazoa; Chordata; Actinopteri; Pleuronectiformes; Soleidae
Gene: zeb2a
Product: zinc finger E-box binding homeobox 2a
Exons: 9
Coding region: 324-3521 (1065 amino acids)
Biological process (GO): anatomical structure development; regulation of transcription by RNA polymerase II
Molecular function (GO): DNA-binding transcription factor activity, RNA polymerase II-specific; RNA polymerase II cis-regulatory region sequence-specific DNA binding
Source: RefSeq, a predicted model, not a curated record